AUGUCUGUCCUGCCGCAUGUAAACACAGCAACGUUGCAGUCGGUGUUGCAGACUAUUUGCUCCACGGGGGAGCCAGCCAUAAUUGCCCCAUCCUCGUUUCUGGGAGAACUGGAUACCGUCGUUGAUGAGGUGAAGAAGCAUGGAAUGAAACUGGCGAGUAUUCCCCAUGGUGGAAUCACUAUUCUUCCUCCUGUUCCAAUAAGCACCGCUGAGCUCUUUGACUUCUGCGCAGAGUACUGUAAGGCGCAGACGCAUGACGAGCGCUUGGAAGUUCGGCAGAGAAUAAAUAACCAUAACUUUCCCAUGCCGGACCCGCUUCUCCAGAUGCCCUGUCGGCAACUUUAUAAUCCAGCUGACUACGUGCUGCGUAUCGUUCACCUCUGCGCCGAGCUUGUCUCAACUUCAGAUGAUGAGUACCAAAGGGCCUACGCUGUCGCGCCACUGCUUCACAUUAACCCUGUCCAAGGUAUUUGUAACAAGCUGCGCAGUAUGUUUCAGUCUGGUAGCCUGUACGUGCAGCCCUGGAUGGCGCAUGAAAAGGAGGAGGUGCGAAAAGUAGAUGGAGUCAAAAGGGACUUGUCUUUCAUGCCAGACGUUUCUGAGAGUGGCCGAGGCGGCAGAGGUAUUAGCAUCAGCAGUAGUGAGUUGAGCACUGAGGACAACAACAUGGUGGACGAGGAUCUGACGGGGCAGGAGGUUGUUGACAACGCGACUGACACUAUGGCAGAGUACCUGUCAGAAAAGGACUUUGAGGUGGUGACGGAGAGCGGCGCCUUCUAUGAUGAGUCUGGGGAACGGGUGCUUGCCAUUUACGUCCGCGGUGGUGUAAAAAAGGACAUCUGUCAACGAGCGUCCAUUGCCACUGAGGCCGCCGCGACGACCAAUAAUCUGCGCAAGGCCAUCAAUGGAGGCAAAUUAAAUCCUGAAACAGGAAUUGUGGGCUACUAUGACUACCUGAAUAAUCCCACUCAACGCAAAUGUCGUGAGACAGAGUUCACGAGAAAGAAUUGGAGCACUAUCGCCAACCCCUGCGAAGCAUUCCUUUUGGCAGUGGAUAAACUGUACUGUGAAUGUGCUCCGACCCACUAUAAGCUUCAGCGCAUUGCUAUUCCACACCAUUAUCAAUUGUUUAAUACGGUGUUUAGUACAAUGACGGUGAAUCGAAAUUUCCGAACGGCGGUGCACACGGACAAGGGUGAUUUUCGAAGCGGUUUGGCUGCUCUCUGCGUGAUAGAUGGCGUGUUUGAUGGCUGCCACUUGGCGAUCAAAGCAUUGGGGAAGGCAUUUCGUCUUGAAGUGGGGGAUGUUCUCUUCUUUGACAGUUCCCUCGAGCAUGGGAACACCGAGGUUCACAACUUUGACUACUGUUGGAAACGGGUGAGCGUUGUCUGCUACCUUCGCAACGGUCUGAUGUCCCAGACGUGCGAGAUGGAGCGGCGUCAGUGGUUGCAAAAGCAAAUGUCGAAGCGGCACCUGCUCGAGAAGAUGCGUCAGACUGUGGUGAAUCUAAAUGCCAUGGACCCCAACCUUCCUCCCAUCCAUGUCCCUGGGAAGUUGGUGGGGGUUCUCUCCCCCGUUCAGCAAGCCGCUCUGGGGUUUGUUGUAGAUCGCCUCAGCAAAGGCAACGGCUGCGUCAUCGCACUAACAAUGGGCUUGGGGAAAACGUUGCUUUCCCUGGCCUUGUGUUAUUCGCACCUUUGUGAUCCAAACCCGCGGGACGUGCUCAUUCUGGCACCGAAGCUUGUACUCACACACUGGCUAAGCGAAAAACAAAAGUGGGAGAAGUACGGUCUUGUUUUUGCAGAGUUUGUUGUCUCUGACGGGACGGACUCCGCCUCCUUUGAGCUUUCACUUAAGCGGUAUGAGCAACAAAUCAACGGGGAGGCGCCACGAACAAGUCACGUAUUUGUCAUCAACCCUGAGUACAUCCGGUCGGUUAUGAAGAAGCUUACGGGGUUUCGUCCAAGUCUCAUGAUUGUUGACGAGGGUCACCGUGUGUCCUCCAAGGGCGGCAAACUAAAGGACUGGUUAGAGGGCAUGCGAUGCACGGCGCGUGUGAUCCUCUCCGGAACGCCUGUACAGAACAAUGCGGAGGAGUUGUACCGACUCAUCGGCUGGACAAACAGUGACGUCCAUUCGGUUCUGCCCCCGCGUGUGUUUACGGAACUUGCAGCGACUAUCAAUCGGUACAUUAACGGGGAUGAUUAUGCCUUUUCUGCCGCCGUGUCUGCGCAACGGUAUCUGCAGGAGUGGAUGAGCAGCUAUGUUUUUAGCGUGAUGAAAACGGAUCUCCCACCUUUGUAUGACUACAUUAUCACCUGCGCGUUUUCAAGCGUCCAGAAAAAGAUGCUGGAGGAUCAUUUUGGGAUAGAUGUCGUAGAUGGGACGACCAGCAUAAGGGCUUCUGAUCACCGUCCCUAUCACCUCUCCACACAUCCGCUUUGCUUUUUGGGGUUCAUCUCCGGUGUAUAUAAAUCUCUUAGUGGAACCCACAAGCUAGUGUCGGAGGCGGCGGAGGAGGAGAGUGAGUCACAGGAAGAUGCUUCACAGACGUAUUUACUUACAGAGGACGAUAAUAAGCUGAUAGAUGACUGUCUGUCACUGGUUAGUUCUGGUCGUCUAGCGGAGUUUGUGGGUCUCAGUGGAAAAAUGACGGUGCUUAUUUUGAUCUUGCAGUCAGUCAUGGAAAUGAAGGAGAAGGCCAUCAUUUUCUCACAGUACGUUGGGUCUCAGGACCUUAUCUCGCGAAUAUUGACCUCGUUUGGUAUUAUUUCCUCCACCAUCCGCGGAAGAGACUGCCAUGAUCAACGACGCAGAACAAUAGAGAAGUUCAGAGAGGACGAAAACAUUACUUGCCUUCUUCUAUCGACACAAAUUGGGGCGUACGGCCUUGACUUCACCGCUGCCAACCACGUUGUAUUGUGGGACAGCUGGUGGAACCCUCAGGUGGAGUCACAGGCCAUUGCGCGGGCCUACAGACGCAAUCAAGCAAAGCCCGUCGUUGUUUACCGCCUUGCCUCGGCGUUUGAGGACACCAUUAUUCUUAAAACACAGAUACGGAAGCUGGCGCUAUUUAAAUGUCUUAUGAACGAUCAAGCCUCACGCGCGGUGCCUCCGGAAGAGCUGCUGGACUGCGUUGACACUGAAGAAAGUGAGCAGAGACGCUUUUUGUGGCUUUCCCUCAAGGCAAGCCACCUCGAGGGUGGUGCACCGGCGGUAUCAAAAGUGUUUCGUUACGGUGAUACGCUGAGGAAUGAGUCAUGGUCUUGA
Trypanosoma rangeli is the source of this 3270-nucleotide messenger RNA. RefSeq names its product putative j-binding protein. Gene Ontology annotation, cellular component: nucleus. The transcript has a single exon. Gene Ontology annotation, biological process: double-strand break repair via homologous recombination; reciprocal meiotic recombination. The coding region runs from base 1 to 3270 and encodes 1089 amino acids. NCBI's taxonomy places the organism in Eukaryota, Euglenozoa, Kinetoplastea, Trypanosomatida, Trypanosomatidae. The record is from RefSeq and is a predicted model, not a curated record. Gene Ontology annotation, molecular function: DNA translocase activity; ATP binding; ATP-dependent chromatin remodeler activity.